Liolophura sinensis is the source of this 954-nucleotide messenger RNA. Its product is annotated as fibroleukin-like. The record is from RefSeq and is a predicted model, not a curated record. Bases 1 to 954 code for a protein of 317 amino acids. NCBI's taxonomy places the organism in Eukaryota, Metazoa, Mollusca, Polyplacophora, Chitonida, Chitonidae. The transcript has a single exon.
AUGGAUGUUGUCUACAGCUACUGUCUCUGUUUGCUUGCGUUCCUGGCACCAGCAACAGUGUCCAAUGCCCAGCAAUUCCCGCAGUUUGUAACUCAACUCGAUAAAGGUCAACGGCUUAACGGGAACACCAUACCAACUUUCCAAGAUAUAAACUUGUUCAUGGACUCCACCUUUUCGGUGGGCAACUCUUACGUAGCACUCGACUCCAAUGCCACUGCAACCAAGCAGAUGUUCAACGCGUUCAACGAGAAUUCCAUGUUACCGCCUCGGUUAGAUUGUUACAAGCCGACAGAUUGCGCUGAUAUCCAACUGUGCGGGGCUGUACGAAAUGGAAUCUACCGGAUCUACCCGUUCGGGGUCGGUCAUGGCUUUUUGGUCCUGUGUGACCUAGAACAUAUGGGGGGAGGUUGGACGUUAAUUCAAAGGCGUCUGGAUGGUUCGGUGGACUUCAACAGAGGAUGGGAUGACUACAUGGCGGGCUUCGGGAACUUGCUAAGUGAAUUCUGGAUGGGACUACAUAGAGUGAACCAGCUGACGUCCCAGUGCCAGACGGAACUCGUUGUGCGCAUAUCCGACUACACGGGGGAGUCCGCCUGGGCCAUGUAUGAGCAGUUUUACGUAUCCGACGAAGAGAGCAAGUGCCGACUGUUUGUGAGGGGUUAUUCGGGGUCUGCGGGCGAUAGCAUGCAGCUUCAUAGCGGCAUGAUGUUCUCCACCCCGGAUAGCGAUAACGACAUUGCCCCUGAGCGCCAUUGUGCUCAAAACUAUGGCGCCGGUUGGUGGUUUGGUAGGUGUGCUAACGUCAAUCUGAACGGUGUGUACAGCGCCAGGGUUGACGUCGAUCCUCACAAUCUGCGUAACGUCAUGUGGUAUACAUGGAAAAACAGAACCCCUUUACAAUGGGUGCACAUGAAGAUCCGCCCUUCCAAAUUUAAGCCUCCCGAGAAACGUUAA